UAAAACAAUAAGAAUACUUUCUACCAAAUGAAAACAUUUAGAAUACCACCCAUCCAAACCCUAAGGAACUUUCUCACAUACUGCGGCCGCGCGCCGUCUCAUCUUUCAGACGCCGCCGGUAAUUCUCGAGGCCCUGCUCUGCGUCGGAAGCCAUUUGCGUCUCUGCCUGAGGAAGGUUAUUCUAUUUCUUUUCACCGUCGCUCUACUCUCUCAACAAUCAGCAUGUCGUCGUCGGAGCCCCAGAACCCACCGCCGGAACAAGGCGAGGAGGAAGACGCCAAGGCUACAAGCAAGAAGGCGGCGAAGAAGGAGGCUGCGAAGCAGGAGAAGCUGCGUCGGAAAGCGGAGGCAGCUGCCUUGGCAAAGGCGGCUUCCUCUCUCGCCGUCGAGGAAGAGGAUCCCCUCGCCGGGAACUACGGCGAUGUACCGCUGAACAAGCAGCAAUCGAGAGAGGAACUCGAUCUCAGUGCGUGGACGAAGGUGAGGGAGCUGAAUGCGGAAUUGAAGGAUAAGGAGAUCCUGAUUAGAGGCCGAGCUCAAACUGUGCGCCCCGUCAGCAAGAACAUGGCGUUCGUUGUGGUUAGAGAGAGUGGGUUUACGGUUCAGUGCGUCGUCACUGUUCAGCCUGAGAUUGUGAGCCGUCAGAUGGUGAAGUUCAUCUCAGGUUUGACUAGUGAGUCAAUCGUUGAAGUUCAGGGGAUCGUCUCAGUGCCCAAUGUUGCUAUCAAGGGAGCUACCCAGCAGGUUGAAGUCCAAGUUAGGAAACUCUAUUGUGUUAACAGGGCCCUGCCAACUCUACCAAUCACUAUUGAGGAUGCUUCUAGAAGUGAGAAGGAGAUUGAAGAAGCUUCUAAGGCUGGGGAACAACUUGUCCGCGUUAAUCAAGACACGCGCCUGAACAAUCGGGUUAUCGAUUUACGCACACCGGCUGGCCAAGGGAUUUUCCAAAUUCAAAGUGAAGUUAGCUAUGUGUUCAGGGAAUUUCUUCAUACAGAGGGAUUUGUAGAGAUCCAUACUCCAAAGCUGAUAGCAGGUAGCAGUGAGGGGGGUGCUGCUGUCUUCAGGCUGGAUUACAAGGGGCAACCUGCCUGCUUAGCACAAUCACCUCAGCUUCACAAACAAAUGGCCAUUGCUGGAGAUUUUGGACGAGUGUUUGAGGUUGGUCCAGUUUUCAGGGCAGAAGACUCGUAUACUCACCGGCACUUGUGUGAGUUUACUGGUCUUGAUGUGGAAAUGGAGAUAAAGAGUCACUAUUCUGAGGUAAUGGAUGUUGUGGACAAGCUAUUUGUCACUAUGUUUGACAGAUUGAAUGAACAGAAGUGCAAGCCGUACCUUGAAGCUGUAGCUAAGCAGCAUCCAUUCGAGCCAUUGAAGUACUUGCGGAAGACAUUGCGCCUAAAAUUUGAAGAAGGCAUUCAGAUGUUGAAACUUGGUUUUCUAUAUAUGUUUUUCUCCAGUAAUUUCGUAUAUGUUAAUACCUUGCAGGAUGCUGGAGAGGUAGUGGACCCCUACGGUGACCUGAAUACAGAAGCAGAAAGAAAGCUGGGCAACCUUGUAUUGAAGAAAUACGGCACUGAGUUCUAUAUUCUCUACCGCUAUCCAUUGGCUGUCAGGCCAUUCUACACAAUGCCAUGCCAUGAUGAUACAAAGUACAGCAAUUCUUUUGAUGUCUUCAUUCGAGGGGAGGAGAUCAUUUCAGGAGCUCAGCGUGUUCAUGUGCCUGAUCUACUGGAAGAACGUGCCAAGGCAUGUGGUAUUGAUGUCAGCACAAUCUCAACUUACAUAGAUGCUUUCAGAUAUGGGAUGCCCCUACAUGGUGGUUUCGGAGUGGGAUUGGAGCGCGUGGUGAUGCUCUUCUGUGGUCUAAAAAAUAUUCGAAUGACAUCGAUGUUCCCUCGUGACCCUCGUAGGAUCGCCCCAUGAUCAUUGCCAGAUUCCAGUUCAAGGCCUCGGUUUCUCGUCUCCUUCACUUUUACUCGAAAUAAUAUCUGGAUGUUUUAGACUGAUAGCAUAAUUUGAAGUUGUUGUUUGCCUCUUUCUAAGACAAGCUAUUGUCCAAGAUUUCAUGUUUGGGCCAACUGAUUACUGCACUUGUCGAGUGGAACUACAACACUUGGGAUUUGCGUAGUUGUUGGUUUGUUUGUUUAGAAAUAUACUCCUUUUGUUGACCGUCGACAGCCCUCCUCCCUCUUUUCUUCUCCUUUCUCCGGUUCCCCUGCUUUUGUUGAUUUCUAUUUUCUAGUGCCCCUGGCUUGGAGCCCACUUUUCUUUGUAGGCUUCGUUACACUUAGAGGUGGAAAAUGGAUCGAUCCAUGGAUUCGUGGAUUGGGUGAGAUCCAAUGGAUUGGUGGAUUCAUGGAUUGGAUCAAGUGGAUUGGUGGAUUAUCUAUG
This is a messenger RNA of Linum tenue, 2391 nucleotides long. The record is from the annotation of a GenBank genome assembly. NCBI's taxonomy places the organism in Eukaryota, Viridiplantae, Streptophyta, Magnoliopsida, Malpighiales, Linaceae.